Bufo gargarizans (Asiatic toad) is the source of this 7701-nucleotide messenger RNA. It is a transcript of the gene TGFB2, whose product is annotated as transforming growth factor beta 2. Bases 620 to 1858 code for a protein of 412 amino acids. The transcript has 7 exons. Gene Ontology annotation, biological process: transforming growth factor beta receptor signaling pathway; SMAD protein signal transduction; BMP signaling pathway. The record is from RefSeq and is a predicted model, not a curated record. NCBI's taxonomy places the organism in Eukaryota, Metazoa, Chordata, Amphibia, Anura, Bufonidae. Gene Ontology annotation, cellular component: extracellular region. Gene Ontology annotation, molecular function: type II transforming growth factor beta receptor binding; cytokine activity; type III transforming growth factor beta receptor binding.
UGUCCGGGCUGAGCGUCACACAUGGGGCAGAGCGCGCGCCUCCGCACGGUGAGUGCAGCCGCCGCCAGCAGCAGCUAGGAGCAGAGAGCCGCGCACAGCUCUGGAGGGAGUGCUGCCUGUCUGUCUGCCCGCCUGCAGCCCCGGAGCCCUGGAUGCAGCCUGCACGACACGUCAGACCUCCAGCCUUCUCACUCAGCCCCCAGGAUCUCCCUGCCCGGUCUAUGAGCGCCCCAGCUGGGAUCUGGAGCCCAGCACAGCAGCAGCAGCAGUGCCUCUCAUCACCUCCAUGACUGCACCCCUCCAUGGACUGCUCAUCCGGCACCCUGUCACGUCUAUUACUAGUAUUACAUGUUGCUCUGGAGGACUUUUUUAUACUUUGGGAACUUUUGGCAACCUUUAGAAACAUUUGAAAACUUUUUAAGAACUUUUUAGAAACUUUGGAAAAACUUUGGAAACUUCUUAAAAACUUUUGGAAACUUUUUGGGAAGUUUUUUUUGGCAUUUUGUUGUGUUUUUUUUUGCACAUUGUUGUUUAUAAUUAUUAAUAUUAUAAAUAUUUUGUACAUAAAUUACAUUGUAUCAUUUUUAGUCUCCUGUUUGUGGAUCCCAGGAAAGUCAAGAUGCACUAUUCUUCUUAUCUCCUGAGUGUCUUCCUCACCCUGGACCUGGCCCUCCUGGCCCUCAGCCUGUCUACCUGCAGCACCCUAGACAUGGAGCAAUUCAUGCGCAAGAGGAUCGAGGCCAUCAGAGGGCAGAUCCUCAGCAAACUCAAGCUCAACAGCCCCCCAGAGGAUUACCCCGAGCCCGAGGAGGUCUCCCAGGAUGUCAUUGCCAUCUACAACAGCACCAGGGACCUGCUGCAGGAGAAAGCCAACCAGAGGGCCGUCAUCUGCGAGAAGGAGAGGACUGACGAGGAGUAUUUUGCUAAGGAAGUUUACAAAAUUGAUUUUCUUACCCCUCCUUUCACCUCUGAAAAUGCCAUCCACCCAAAUUACUACAAUCCUUACUUCAGAAUCGUCCGGUUCGACGUCUCUGCAAUGGAGAAAAAUGUUUCCAAUUUAGUGAAGGCAGAAUUUAGAAUAUUUCGUUUACAGAACCCAAAAGCACGAGUAUCGGAACAACGAAUAGAACUAUAUCAGAUUCUUAAAUCCAAAGACUUAACGUCACCGAUGCAGCGCUACAUAGACAGUAAAGUAGUGAAAACGAGAGCAGAGGGGGAGUGGUUGUCAUUCGAUGUGACAGAAGCUAUAAAAGAAUGGCUCCGUCACAGAGAUCGAAAUCUUGGAUUUAAAAUAAGUUUACAUUGUCCAUGUUGCACCUUUGUUCCCUCCAAUAACUAUAUCAUCCCCAACAAAAGUGAGGAGUUGGAGACCAGAUUUGCAGGUAUUGAUGACACAUUCUCAUAUCCCAUUGUGAAGCCUGGUCCAAAAAAGCAAAACAACCAUACUCCCCAUCUACUGCUGAUGCUGCUACCGCCAUACAGACAAGAUUCCCAGCAAUCAAGUCGGCGGAGGAAACGGGCGUUAGAUGCUGCGUAUUGUUUCAGAAAUGUUCAAGACAACUGUUGUCUACGAUCUUUGUAUAUUGACUUCAAGAGGGACCUUGGAUGGAAAUGGAUACAUGAACCGAAGGGCUACAAUGCAAACUUUUGUGCUGGAGCUUGUCCCUAUUUAUGGAGUGCUGACACCCAGCACAGUCGGGUGCUCGGUCUGUAUAACACAAUCAACCCAGAAGCAUCUGCCUCACCGUGUUGUGUAUCUCAAGAUUUAGAAUCUUUGACCAUCUUGUACUAUGUCGGAAAGACACCGAAAAUUGAACAGCUUUCAAAUAUGAUUGUAAAGUCAUGUAAAUGUGGCUAGAUUUGCCAUAGCAGCAUGUGUUGUUUUGAUGGGAUAAAACAGAGAAAAAAAAAACUUUUUCAAAGAAAACAAAAAAAGCAAAAAUAGGCCUUGUUCGAUCAGUGUUAUAUUCUUAAAAAAAGAAGAAAAAACGGUACUAGUGUGAACUUUUUUGGAAAGUUUAUUUUUAAUAACUGGCAGAAACUAUACGUCACUGAAGGUUUUAUCCAGAGUUGGUAAUAAAACUUGGAGUGGAACAUUACCCCCUCUCCUAUGCUGUGAUAUUCCUGUGUUACAGUAAGAGAUUUGGGCCAAUUUUUUUUUCAUUCUCGAUGCCUGCCAGGAUCAACCCAGGUCUCCUGAAAUUAAUUUUAUUGAUGCAUCAUUUUUCCUCUCUGGUACUCUGUUGAAUACAUCAUUUUGGUUCUCCUUCCACGCCUGUGUCGUAACCAGCUUUUGAAUGGCCCACUUUUUUUAUUUUAUUUUUAUGUUUUUGUAUUUGUAGUUGACACUAUAAAAUAAAAAAAAGACAUAAAAAGUAGAUUUGUAGAAACAUAGGAGAUUUGCCUUACGUAGUUUCUGACCUACUAACAGAAUCGAAUGUCUCAAUUUUUUCUGAGCAUCUUUGAAGAACAUAAAAACAUUAAUAUAAGAAUAAACACUGGAAUAAUGUGUUAGUGAUAUUAUGUGAAAGAAGAAAACAAUGGAAAUAGCCCAUUUAGUAGAGCUGUAUCUCUCCCAGUAAUAUUCAGAUUUCUUUGUUUCCUUUAUAACAGGCUGUCUACACAUUUGGUUAAUUUCCCCACUUUUUGAUAUUUUUCCCUGAUUAGGAAUGCACGUGCCUAUGUUUUUGAGGUCAAUCACUGUUUCCAAGAUACAAGAUGAUUUCCUAUAAAAACUUGUAUCAGAAAUGGCAACUGAGAAACGAGUUGCCCAAAGCAAUAUUUUGGUCUGUUGUUUCCACAGUUCAAAAAUGACAGACUCUGACAGAUUGCUGUAGGCAUUACCACUGUUUUCCUGUGCAUUAUUUAUUACACUUACCCCCGAUUCCAUAAAGGGGUUAACUCAUCUGGCCCAUCUGAACAUUUAUGGCAUCUCAGCCCUGGGACCCGCUACUGUCUCAAAAUUGGGGCCCGGCAACGAAUGAAGAGCAUGGCGUCCUCUCUUUUCACAGCUAUUGGACUUCUGAAAAUACCCAAGCAAGUAUGCUUGGCAAUUUUUUUUUUAGAUGUCCCAAGGCGGUGAAUGAAGUGGACACCACGCAUGUGUGACCACCCCUCCGUUCACCUCUGAGGGACUUCUGAAAAUAGCCAAAGAAAUGCUCGGGUAGGUCGAAGCAGUGCUCUUCUAUUUCUGGAACUCCCAUAGCAGUGACUAGAGAAAGUUGCACAUGUGCGGCUUAAACCCCAUUCAUGAUGGGGCCCCACUCUUGAGAAAGAAAUGGGUCUCAGGGGUUGGACCAUCAAACAUUUAUGUCUAUCCUAAUUAUAUACCAUAAACAUCCAGAUGGGAAUACUUUUUUAAUUUUUGUAAAUUCUUAGUAGGUCACAUCCAUUCUAUAUUUGAUUCUUCUGGAACAAUAGUGAUCCUCAGUAGUUCAGAUUUGUUCAUGGAAUAAGUUGAAACUAGUCCUCUAAGAAGUUCUGAUGCCUGGACCAUUUUUCUCUACUCAUGUGGCUACUUAGACCUACGGCAUAUAUUAAACGGGACGUGUCAGGAGAUUCAUGGGCAGGAUGAAAUCUUGUCGAGCUCCGUCAUUGCAGACAUCUUGGUUUUUCUUUGCAGUGUUUCAGAGAAAACAGUGUUUAAACAGGAGUCAGGAACUGGGAGAAGAAUCCUGGAGGAAACUCAGUGCCAGCUUCUGUCUGCCUGGCUCUGCUUGAUUGACAGGUCUCUCCUUAUGCACAAAUAGGAAGAGAUCUGUUAAUGAAGCUAAACUGGAGCAAAGAAGUCAUCAGGGUGCCGGUUGGGUUUUCGUGCCACCUGUGGUUUGGGCAUUAUAACACUAUUUGUUGCAAAAAGGUCAUCGCAACAAAAAGGUAGAAUUUUCAUGAACUGAAAAUUCCCAAAUCUUUUUUGGUUCACCCUCGAUUUAUCAUGGCACCUCUGGACCAUGUACAGUGUCAUGACUCGCCCAUAAAAACCAAUCUGAAUCUGUAACUUUUCUGAUAAUGUGUUGAUUAUUAUAGGUCUUUGGCCGCCCUGGCUCUAUUUUCUUACCUAAAAAUGCCCUUCUGGAUAGUAUUUUUCCAUUUGAUAACUGGCCUACCCAACAAAAAUGUUAAGAUUACUUAGAGUCAUUGACCACAUCCUUCUCCAAAAUUUUUGUCUGAGGCAUUUAUGCAAUUUAAUUAAUUAAUGUAAAUUUCAUUUAUUAAACCAGUGAAAUAUUUAAUGAUUACUGGUCUAAUCAACAGACCUUGCUACGAUGCUGUAUAGCUAUGCUAUAUGUGUUUGUGUUUUUGGGUAUAUGUAAUUGUACCGAUAGUAUUACAAUGGGAGGGGGGGGGGCAAUAUGGAGUCAACAAUAUUUGGAAACUAUUCUUUAGAUCUCUGUUGUAAACAUUGAAAACCAAUAAUUAUGUUCAUCAUGUGUAAAAUGUACAAUCAUACCAACCAUAUUUUUAUACUCUGUACAAAAUGUCAGCUAUAGCAAUGUUUCAUUUACAGUUAGGGCUCUUUUUGAUUGCUCGGUUCUGUGUAGCUGGCCAGUAUGAGCUGAGUCCUGUACAUUGACUUGCACUAGAAUACAUAUUUUACAAUACUACAUCUUGCUCGUAAUUAUGCCGUAAGCUACCUGUUCUUUUUUCCUUGUACUUUCUGCAUGUUUCCAAACAGAAUGAAACGUUUAAGCAGUUUUACAGUAAUGAAUCUGAGAUCUUUUGGGAAUUACACUGUUUUCUAAAUUCUGAACUUUCAGAGGCAGGUUUAAAUAUCUGACAUAUGUAAAGAUGUUUAGUUUGGACUCCAAUCUGACUUAAUAUUCACUGCUAAAUCAAACACCAAAAAUAUUUAAAGGGGUUUUCCGGUUUGCAUUAACCUCUUUUAAAGUAGUCCUUUAUGAAGGAACCUCGUAGUUGUAAUUUUGUAAUAUAUUACUUUUACCCUUAUUUUACUCCUAUCUUCUGGUCCAUCGCAUGACCACGUCCAUGCAGCUCUUUCUCAUUUCCUGUGAUGUCAUGUCCAUGGGCGGGGAAGUGGUAGUAGAGUGUCUAUGUAACUAGCUGGGUGGGAGGGGUUAUAAACUUGCUGGGCGUUGUUAUGGGCAGUGUUGGAGCUGAGGUAGAGAAAGGAGAAGUGGAUCAUGGGUUUGGUUGGAUACAGCAAAAGCAAUUGCUACAUCCAGGAUAGAAACAAACCAGAGCGAAUUGUGUACAUGAUGAAAAUGGGUCAGGAGAGUCCAAAUUGGGGGAAAAAAAAGCAUAAUAGAAAUGAGGAAAGCAACUACAUGAGGAUAUCUGUUAAAUACCCGGAAAACCCCUUUAAUGUAGAACAGAAGGAUUCAUUCUCGAGAGAACAAAAUCUGAAUCCUAGGAACAGAUAUGACUUGGACCUACAGACUUAGCUUUAUAUCAUCCUAAGGGCUCGUUCACACGAGCGUGUGAAGCCCAUGCCCCUGCUGUGGACAGCAAAUUGUGGUCUGCAAUGCAUGGGCACCGUCUGUGGGGCAAGCCCAUGGGGAUCGCACACCCCUUCACUUGAAUGCAUCUGCGAUCCUUCCGUUCCGCAAAAAGAUAGAGCAAGUUCUAGCUGUUUGCGGUGCGGAAGCACGGACCGGAACCCCAGAAAGCACUCUGUAGUGCUUCCGUAGUGUUCCGUUUCAUUCUUCUGUUCUGCACCAUUCCGCAUCUCCGGAGUUGCGGACCCAUUGAAAUUAAUAAGUCCGCAUCCGUGAAGCGGAAUGGCCAUGGAACGGUGCCCGUGUAUUGCGGAUCUGCAAUGCGGAAACGGGUAGCACACGUUCGUGUGUACGAGCCCUAAAUGAAUGAGUUAGCUCAAAAUAUUCAGGGUAGCAAGUGGAAAUCCUUCUGCCAAACCAAGUUAAAAAAACUCUACUCAAAUUUUAUAGGAUUCGGAGCCAAUAACAAGCUCGUUUUGGUCCCCAAAGCAGUAACACUGAUCGAGCCAAGGCAGGGGCAGACUAAGAACUUAAUGGCCCUGGAAAAAAUACUAAAAGUGGCCCCAUUUUGUAGUUUGGUCCAAACUGAUGGAAAUACUGCCAGCAGCACAAAAUAGAUCCCCAAAAACUUCCACUGGCUGACCGUGAGGAGAGUCUAGGUGGUUCCCUAUAAGGUCUAUGACCAGUCUGCCCCUGAGCCAAGGGUUUGAUUAUACAUGACAAGGGCACCAGUGAUGUUUCUCAAGGGUUAUGAAAACCAUACAAAAACAUCUCAACAUUUUAGUAAUUCUCCAGUUCUGUACAUCUAUGGUAAUUAGAGCUUCUUAGAUUAGUUCAAUAUGGAUGGUCCGCAUCUUGGUCAGUAUGUUAGUGAAGAAAACGGCUACAUCCAACUUUUCAGAUAACUGUCCCACUGAAGGAAGUGAAAUAAAAUAUAUGCUAAAAUAAAUAAAAAAUAGACUAAAGUAAUAGUCUAGACAAUUGGGUGAAUAUAGGGCCCCUUGCACAGCUCAACCUCUGAAGCACAGGUAGAUGUAAUACAGCACCCAUAGUCUUCUGUUGUGCCCUUCUGAAAGAAUAUGGAGUGACGAUGGAUCUGUAACCACAGGAAUUCUGCUAUAUAUGUGUGGCUAAAACCAUAAGAUAAAUGAUGAAUUAAAUUAGGUUUUAAGGAAAUUCAAUUCUUAUUUUUUUUAAAUUACAUUUGGGAUUCCUGAAUAUGAAAUUAUUUUUUGUCAAUUUUGUUACUAUGGCUUUUUAAAAUAUUGAAAAAAACUGUUGAUUUUAUACCUUUCCAUUUCAGUACAACUGAUGGCACCAAAGUUAUAAUUGUUUCAAUUUUUUUGCACAAAUGAUGACAUUUUUUCAAUACAGUUAAUGCCCAAUAAUUCUCAAUGUUACUGAAAUACCCGUCGAUACACUAGCUCAUGAUAUACUCUUCAACCUACAGUAUGCUUUGAAAAAAAAAUGACCUUUUUUCUUCUCAACUAUGUAAAUAGUUAUAAAUAUGAGCAGGAACAACUUGUGUUUUUUUUUUUUGUAAUUUUUUUUACAAUUUAUUUUUAUUUUUUAUUUUUCAUUUUGCUAGGAAGGUGCAGUGAAUAUGCCAUAUUCCAGUAAUUUCAGUGUAAAAUAUUUUAUAAAGGGCCGUGAAGCACCAUAUAAACAGUAACAACCCCUGAAAGGUGUAUUUUCAUUUUUUAACAUGAACUUUAAAUAAAAUAUUGACUAAACCGUUCUUAGUACUUUUGUUUGACUUCCGCUUUCCAGGAAAAACGCCAAGAUUUCAGUAAAGCAAUUUUGAAGGGUUGAGAUGAUUAAAGAGAGAAGCAAAUGAGUAAUGGUUACUGGAGGUAUUUUGGAUAGCAAAGGCCUCUUUAUUUUGCAUGUCAAAUCCAUUACCCUGUGGUGGAGGCAAUUAAAUGUGAGUGAAAUGAAUUUCUUCAAAAGUGCAUUGUUUAGUCUUUUUUUUUUUUUUUUUUUAACGUGCCACUUCUGGAUUUCGGUGUUUCUAUUUGAAUUUGGUUUAUUUUUUUCCUUAUGUAUUGUUUCAAAAAAAAUUUCCAUAAGAGAAAAACUUAAGUUCAGUGUUGGCUGUUUUAUCAACAAUACACCUGUAUAGACCGUAGGAGAAAAUAAAUAUACAACCAGUUCAGCUGUAUUUUUGACUGAUUAUUCUGUAUUUUAACACAUUGUAUGUUUGUUUUCGUGGUGCUGUAGUGGUAAAUAAAUUAUUUCAGUUGUA